Messenger RNA from Epinephelus moara (kelp grouper), 2861 nucleotides. RefSeq names its product N-acetyltransferase 8-like (gene aspnat). The transcript has 3 exons. The record is from RefSeq and is a predicted model, not a curated record. Gene Ontology annotation, molecular function: L-aspartate N-acetyltransferase activity. The coding region runs from base 235 to 1071 and encodes 278 amino acids. Gene Ontology annotation, cellular component: mitochondrial membrane. Lineage: Eukaryota; Metazoa; Chordata; Actinopteri; Perciformes; Serranidae.
CACCCCAACCCCUGAACCUGAAUCUACCCGCCCUGCCCGCUUAUAAAUACUGCUUGAAUCACACCGGCAAGUCUUGGUCGUCAGAAACGCUCAGGGUUGCAGCAGAACAUCCCCCUUCGUCUUAUCCCCCUCAUCGUUUCUCUGUUUUUUAAGAAAAUCUCACGCCAUCAUCCAUUUUCACUCUCAUUCUUCCCCCCUUUUUUCCGAACUGUAGUUGUUUUUGCGGCCAGUUGCAUGCAUUUUUCGUCUCCCAAAAUGGUUUGCGAGACUAAAAUUGUUGCGGACGAACACGAUGCUAUACCUGGGACCAAAAAAGAGUCGAUCAUGUGGAGCUCUCCUCCGUCCAGCGCGGCUCUGAACCCCGCCGAAGCCAAGGAUGUGAGGAAAGAUGCGGUUUUUAUCCGCGAGUUCGAGCGCGGGGAUCAAGAGGAGGUGCGGCGCAUCUUUUACGAGGGUAUUAUGGAGAGGAUACCCAAUACGGCGUUUAGGGGGCUCAGGCAGCAGCCCAAGACCCAGUUUUUAUAUGCUCUUCUGACAGUAAUGUGCUUUUUCGUGACCAAAUCCGUCACGCUGACCUGCUGCACGCCCCUCAUUCUCAUGGGUGCGCGCUACUACUACAGCAGGAAAGUUAUCCACAGUUAUCUGGACCGUGCUCUGCACACGGACAUGGCUGACAUAGAGGCGUAUUACAUGAGACCCACAGGCUCCUGUUUCUGGGUCGCAGUGCUUGACGGACGUGUGGUGGGGAUCGUGGCGGCACAAGGCCAUGAGGAUGACAACACGGUGGAGCUUCAUCGCAUGUCAGUGGACUCACGCUACCGCGGCAAAGGCAUCGCAAAGGCACUGGGUCGUCGUGUUCUGGAGUUCGCCGUGCGCAACAACUACGCUGCUGUGGUCCUCGGCACGACGGCUGUCAAGUUGGCUGCCCACAAGCUGUACGAGUCGCUGGGCUUCCGCCGAACAGGCCAGAGCGAGGACUACAGGCUCCCCGGGAUGACCCGCUCGCCGCUGGAGAGGCUCUUCUUCCAGAUCCGCUACAGCCGCUACCGCUUGCAGCUCCGUGAGGAGUGAGAGGUGACAGGGAGAGGGAGAGAUGGAGAGGGGGAGAUGGAGAAAGAGAGGGACAGAGAGAGAGAGAGCAACGACCCUCCUUCACCCGAGAGCCCCGACCGCAUCCUCUCCUCUGACAGCUUUUAUUUAUUUUGUGUCAUUAGAGAUAACUUCGAGUACUACUUAACACUUCUACUAUUUCAUCUUUAAAGUCACUAACGUUUUCAUUACUAUUAUGCUUUUGUUGCUGUUGUUUUUGUAUUAUACUUUUACAUUUUAAAUAAGAGUUUUGUUUCUUUUCCUCUAUUUUAUUAAGCUAUUUUUUGUACCUUUACCCCUCCCCUUUCACUGUGGGAGAAAAAAGAUAUUGGCUUUUAUAGAAGACAUCCAACUGGCACCCCAACUAGGCACCCUCCCCUGCCCCUUUGGUUUAGAGAUCAUGUGACUUUGAUCAAUACUCCCCUUCAUUACUACUCCACAAUGCCCUUUUUACCCCUCCCCCAUUACCUCAAGCCCUCCCCUCCCUCCCACGUCUCCUAAUUUCCCCACAGCAAAAUUCAACAGACGGGUUAGACUCAGGAGAGUGCAAUGAGACAUUUGCAUUCUGAGUCAUUGGGGGUGGACAGAGCAGUGGAUGGGUUGGGAGGGGCGGGUACUGAGAGUAAAACACAUAAGAAAAAGUGGCGGGGGAGCUCGUGGUACACACUGUCUUUUAUAAAAGCUCUUCAGUGUUACAUUUUGUGUGCACGUUGUGGACAGUGUGGUCGUGCACACACAAACCAAGUCAUUUGGCUUUUAGCCAGUCUCUCAAGACACCAUAUUGAAGCACAGCGAGAGUGUGUUACUGACCCCCGUAGUGAGAGAGAAGGAUGACAGAAUGGUUACCGGAAUAUGCACUGUGUAUCAUCCUGAAUCAACACAGUGCAUCUUCCUGACAACCCCUCCUCCUCUUCACUGUCCUCACUAAUUAUUUGAUUGGAUCUCUCUGCUUCCUUUCUAUUGUUUUAUUAAUCCCAGCUUUUCUCAGAGGGCCUCUGAUUGGUUGAGGGUGACAGGAGGGCGGAAGUUUCUCGCUGACAGAUCCCAUGAUACAAUAUAGCUGCAUGUCAGAGCUUGUGUGUGUGUGUAUGUGAGUAUGUGAGAGUAUAUGACUGUGUGUGUGUGUGGGUGUGUGUGUGUGUGCUUGAUGAGGCCAUGGUUAGACAUUAGGCCUCAACAGUGUAUGAUGAAUUUUUUAUUUUGCGUGAACAGACGCGCACCUUUCUUGCUACGAGUCAAGUGUUAUCUAAGUAAACAUUACUACUUUCUAUGUGUACUUAUAAAAUGUUUACUGAUUGAAAGGUACAUUCUAACACUUUGAAUAUAUUUGACUAAUAAUUUUAUAACUUUAAACACAUAUUACCACAUUGUAAUAUGCAAAUUUUACUGUCAAAACUACGACAACUACAAGUAGCUAAAAGUAGACCACACUCCACAUACUUAAUCCAGGUUAUUGGGGAUCAACUUGGGUAAGACAUGACUACUAGCAAUACUUGCAAACCUACAGUACAUAACUGAGCACAAACAGCAAAUAAUUAUUUAAACCAAUAUAUUGGCAUUAGUAUUCCCCCUCCCCCAUGUGUUUAUAUUGUGUAUACAGUUGAAAACUCAUGUAGCGAACAAAAAAGUUUCUCCCAUAACACCUCUCUCCAUCUCCAUCCUCUGACCAUACAACCAGCAGUUGAUUCAACCAUCCACAACUCUGAGCCUAAGUUACGUCAUCACACCAUUUGUAAAAAGUAAAAUAUAAAGAAAAAUACAACAAAAAAAAA